Messenger RNA from Microtus ochrogaster (prairie vole), 714 nucleotides. RefSeq names its product homeobox B6 (gene Hoxb6). Gene Ontology annotation, cellular component: nucleus. Gene Ontology annotation, molecular function: DNA-binding transcription factor activity, RNA polymerase II-specific; RNA polymerase II cis-regulatory region sequence-specific DNA binding. Lineage: Eukaryota; Metazoa; Chordata; Mammalia; Rodentia; Cricetidae. The record is from RefSeq and is a predicted model, not a curated record. Gene Ontology annotation, biological process: regulation of transcription by RNA polymerase II; anterior/posterior pattern specification.
AUGAGUUCCUAUUUCGUGAACUCCACCUUCCCCGUCACUCUGGCCAGCGGGCAGGAGUCCUUCCUGGGCCAGCUGCCGCUCUACUCGUCCGGCUAUGCGGACCCGCUGCGGCACUACCCUGCGCCCUAUGGGCCGGGACCGGGCCAGGACAAGGGCUUUGCGGCGUCCUCCUAUUACCCACCAGCCGGCGGCAGUUAUGGCCGGGCGGCGCCCUGCGACUACGGGCCGGCGCCUGCCUUCUACCGGGAGAAGGAUGCGGCCUGCGCCCUCUCCGGCGCCGACGAGCCGCCCCCAUUCCAUCCAGAGCCGCGGAAGUCUGACUGCGCACAGGACAAGAGUGUGUUCGGAGAGACCGAGGAGCAGAAGUGCUCCACGCCCGUCUACCCGUGGAUGCAACGCAUGAAUUCAUGCAACAGUUCCUCUUUUGGGCCCAGCGGUCGCCGAGGCCGCCAGACUUACACUCGCUACCAGACCCUGGAACUGGAGAAGGAAUUUCACUACAAUCGCUACCUGACCCGGCGGCGGCGCAUCGAGAUCGCGCACGCCCUGUGCCUGACCGAGCGGCAGAUCAAGAUCUGGUUUCAGAACCGGCGCAUGAAGUGGAAAAAGGAGAGCAAACUGCUCAGUGCGUCUCAGCUCAGUGCGGAGGAGGAGGAAGAAAAACCAGCCGAGUGAAGGUGCUGCAAAGGGAGGGGGGACGCGAAGGGAGAGGCC